UGAAUAAAAUUGUCUUAUUCAAUCUGAACUGCAAAAAAAAAUAUUGAGUUAUUAAAAGAAAUAUUAUCAAUUUGGUCAUCAUACUCUGAUAUUGAUAUAACUUUUAACUACUCCUUUUGUAUAAAAGUAAUAAAAUUUGUGAUGAAAAUGAGUAUCAUUAUUCCCAUUACACCAAUAGAAGCACAACCUCCCAUAAAUGUUUUAUAAUAUGAUUGCUUAUUAAUUCUCAAAAAGACCAUUUAUCCAAAAAUAUCCAUUUUAGCAAUACCUUAAAUAAUCUAUUAUAGAGAACCUGCUAAUACUGAAACCAUAGACUAAUUAAUUUUGUUAAUAUUUAUAAUACUUAUAGCCCUCAUUGACGUAAGCAAAUGAUUUGUUUAUUCUAAAGAUUAGAUAAGUAUAUUUGCAAUAAAAUUAGAUUUCUAUUAAAACCUGCUUCAAACAGUUAAUUAUUGCACAGAAACAGAAUAUUUAAGAGUAAGUAAUUUAACAUAAUAUGAAAAUAAAUUGUUUUAUUCGCUUUAUUUGAAAGAAACUAUUAUAAAAAGUUAGAAAUCAAACAGCAUAAUGUAUUUAUUUUAGAUUUUUUUGUUGUGCAUGUGCCAAUCUUAGAAUUGGAGUUUUAAUGAACUUAUAUGUAUAGAUGAUUAUCAAAAAUUAUAAACAUAAGUAUUAGUAUUAUAUAUAUUCGUAAGAAAAUAUUCUGGAAUAAAUUAGCACAUCUAACGUACAUUAAUUAAACUAUUUUUAUAGGAAUGAGUUAUUCAACUAAAGAUGGAUUAGGACAAAGCUAGACUGUCAUUGUAUUGCUGUUUUAGUUAUGAAAAUAAAAAAUAAACUUAAUUUAAUUUAGUAGGAUUAUCUUCGAUCAUUCAAAACUGUUAGUUAUAAAUCAGUACCGGGAGUUUUGUAAUAACUAAAAUAUGGAGUCAUUGAUUAGUAUCGAUAGUAUCGAUAUAGUUUGAU
This is a messenger RNA of Paramecium sonneborni, 966 nucleotides long. The record is from the annotation of a GenBank genome assembly. NCBI's taxonomy places the organism in Eukaryota, Ciliophora, Oligohymenophorea, Peniculida, Parameciidae.